GUCGUCGCCGUCGUCUCCUUGCCUUGCCUGUAAUAACCAUGGAUUCUCAGAGGCAGUGCUUAUCCACAACCCUCACUACCCUGGCUCUUAUUUUUAUUGUCUUAAUGAGAUCUACUGCCCAGGCACAGGCACGAUCAGAAACAGGAUCACGACAAGUUUCAAUCGCCCAAGACCCCAAGUCGGUGGAAGACUGGUUCAAAAACCUCCCCAACGCCAAGGAGAGGACAACCAAACUCCAUUUCUACUUUCACGACAUCGUCACCGCCAAAAACCCCACCGUCGUCACGGUCGCGGAAUCCAAUCUGACAAAGACGUCCCCGACUUCGUUCGGCCUGGUGAGGGUGAUGGACGACCCCCUGAGGGUGGGCCCCCAGCCGGAGUCCAAGCUGGUGGGGCGGGCGCAGGGGAUCUACGUGGCGGCGGGGCUGGAGGAAGUCGCGCUGCUCCUCACCCUCAACUACGUCUUCACCGAUGGGCCCUACAACGGCAGCACUCUCAGUGUGUUGGGCCACAAUCCCAUCCUCCAUACCUACCGGGAGAUUCCCAUCCUCGGCGGCUCCGGCGUCUUCCGCCUCGCCCGCGGCAUCGCCACCGCCAAGACCGUCUGGUUCGAUCUCAAGACGCAGAAUGCUGUGGUUGAGUACAAUCUCAUCGUCCUGCAUUACUGAGUCUAUUGUUAGGUUUUAGAUAGAUUCAUAUCAUACACAUAUGGUUAAUUAAUUUCUGCCAUGUACUCAAUUCCAAUUCCGAUGAUGAAUGGUUUCGAAGAAUUAAUAUAAUGGCCAGGAACAG
This is a messenger RNA of Andrographis paniculata, 792 nucleotides long. Its product is annotated as dirigent protein 22-like. The transcript has a single exon. The coding region runs from base 39 to 668 and encodes 209 amino acids. The record is from RefSeq and is a predicted model, not a curated record. Lineage: Eukaryota; Viridiplantae; Streptophyta; Magnoliopsida; Lamiales; Acanthaceae.